AUGGAUAAUUACGCAACAUUCUCACUGGAUGACCCAACGUCUUUACUAAAAUCCACAUGUUUCGAUAAAUCUCUGCCUACCGUAGUGUAUGCAUUUGGAUACACAGGGAAAAUCACUACUCCGUCCACCAUAGCUAUAAUAAACGCUUACAUUGACACAAAGAAACGAAACGUCAUCCUUCUAGACUGGGAAUGGGAAGCUCAACGUGGAAUUCUCGGCAUAGCUUUGAGUUACGCCAACAUUGCAAUACCCAAUAGUAAAUGGGUAGGUCAAAAGCUAGGCGCAGCAAUAUUAAAACUUUAUAAUGAUGGGCUUGCAAUGGACACCCUACACCUCAUUGGUCAUUCACUUGGAGCGCACCUCAUGGGCUACACUGGAAGAUGGACUCGCGAGCAUGGAGUGGUCAUACCAAGAAUAACAGGCUUGGACCCAGCGAGACCUUUCUUCGAAGGGAUUUUAGCUACUCAAACCGGAUUAGAUCGAACCUGUGCAAGGUUCGUAGACAUAAUCCAUACGAAUCCUGGACAUUAUGGUACAACCCAGUCUGUGGGUACAGUAGACAUCUGGCCAAACUACUCCUUCAUUGGUUUGCAACCUGGAUGUCCCAUAGGAUUACAUCCUAAGCUCAGUUGGGAUGACCUCUGCAGUCACACUAGAGCCAUCGAAUAUUUUGUGGAAUCGUUGAAGAAUGGAACUGAUUUUCCUGCAGUUUCAGCUAUAUCAUAUUACAACUGGGUUACAUUUUACAAUCCUUCAAACGAGAUCAUUUAUUUAGGCGAACUAGUCAACAUUCGCUCCCAGGGGAAUUACUACUUAUCAACAUAUGGACAGUCUCCAUACCAUAAAGGCCUAGGUGGAGUUAUCCCCCAACUAUACAAGUGA
Molecule: messenger RNA, 882 nt
Organism: Pieris macdunnoughi
Lineage: Eukaryota; Metazoa; Arthropoda; Insecta; Lepidoptera; Pieridae
Source: the annotation of a GenBank genome assembly